CCAAAAACUUAGUAAGUGAACCAAAAUCUUGUAAACCUCGUAUUUCUAGUAACACUUCUUCUCCGGUGCGCACCUCUCACGAAUGUACGGCCAACCGCCACGUUUCCGCGGCGGCCCUCGGCAGCCGCCGCCACCCGCAACCGUCCCGAACCCUAACACGUUCUUCCAACCAGGCCCCUCUUACCCUCCCCACAACUUCCAUCUCCCAAACACUGCUUGGCCCUUCCCAGUUCAAAAUCAACCCCGCUUUGCUCCUCCUCCUCCCCCUCCUCAGCCGCAAAACCCGACGGCGCCACCAACUGUCCCGAACCCUAACGCGUUCUUCCCGCAGCCGCAGAACCCCAAACAUGCCAUCGACAUGGCAGACAAAGCCGCCGCCAAGGCCUGCCGCGACUUCCUCGCCGCCGGCGAAUCCGUCUCCGCCUGGAAGGUUUCCCAGAAAGCCCUCUUGACCCUCCAAGUUGAUUCAUGGAACUCCUUGGGAAUUAGAAUGCAGCAGGUUCCCUCACUUCACCGCCUCAUGAUCACUGAGGGCAAGGUGAAUGCUUUUGUGCAUUGCUUUGUUGGGGUCAGGAGGGUCACUACGUUGCAUGAUUUGGAAGUGGAAAUAUGCAAGAAUGAGGGGGUUGAUAGCUUUGAAGAGCUGGGUUUGGGGCCUUUCUUGCGGCACCCGCUAGUUAUUCAUUAUUUCUCGGUUCGGUCUGACGUUACCCAAGUGUGUAAGAUAACCUGUGAGGAAAUAGUUCAGUUGUUGAAUGAGUACAUGGAUCCUACUAAAGUCAAGGUCAGGGUUGAACAGUUUCUGGAUUAUAUUGCCGAGAAGCGAUCGGUUGAAUGCAGGGAACAUCUGGGAAUUCGAAUUCAAAAUUUGGGAAUGUACAUAAAUACCAUUCGGGAAGCUAGAGCAUCAGAGGUAUCCGCACUUCGAAAUUGUUUGAAGACAUUAACAUCGAAAAGUGACAAGAUUAAGAAGCAUCCUAUUUCUUCCUCACAGAAAAAACAGUUAGAUGAACGUUUUAGUGCCAUUGCUCAGCGUGUUGAGUCAUUUUCUUCUGCUGAAAGGUCUUUCUGUGGCAAGCAUGUCAGGUUCACGUCAUCAAGUUCAGAAGAUGAAGGUAGUGAUUAUUCUGCAGAUAAUGAUCAGAAUAACAACCUCCUUGUGGGAAACUGCUCAAACCCAUCUUCUCAGUUUGGCAAAGGUUCAGAACGAGUGAGUAGCUGUCCUUAUCCAUCCGCAGUUGAAGAGAUGGCACGGCUGGGAGGGAAGGGUGAUACGGAGGGUCACUCCCUUGCUAAUAACAACCUUAAAAAUGGGUUUAUGGAGCCUCCUAGAAAGAAAAGAAAAUCUGAAAAUGCAACUUCAACUAAAUCUUCUUCUUUUCGUUAUAAGUCGGUUAAGAAAAAAGAUUUUAUGGUUAGUGCAGCAAAGAUUGAUCUAUCGAUCACUAAUGAAUCUUUGCAGACGUUUGUCACAACCUGGAAGGAAACUUGUCGGGAGAAAAAGGUUGCUGAGGUUUUGGAUAGGAUGCUUCAAUUCCAAGAGGUAAAACCUAAGUGGAGGAAUAAAGUGUUCAAGUUAUUCUCGGCUUACCCUCUCGUUGCCUUACUGAAUGCCGCUGUUUCAUCUAUCAAAUCUGGAAUGUGGGACAGCAUCUAUGAUAGCUUCCAAGCUAUCAACUGUAAUCAAUUAACCAACUCACCAACCAAGAGUUCUGAAUAUGAGACCAUAGAUGUUGGACCUAGCCUGGAAAAUGUAUCUGUCGUAACAAAGGAGGAUAGCGCAGAGAAUACGAAGUAUAUUUCUGCGGAUGAUGUCAUAAAAAAAAUUGGAACCUAUUUUGAAGCUGAUAAUGAAAUAUAUAGAAAUAGUGACUCACUGGUGAAACAUAAAAUUAUAUUGUUGAGGAAGCUUUGCAGCUGCGAAAGUUGGGUUGCUGAGCAGUUUGGUGUGAAGAACUUUGUUUCUCUUGGUUAUGGAGAUUUCUUAUUGUUCCUUGAAAAGUAUGUUCACCUGUUGCCUCAUGAAUUACUCAAUUUGUUUGCUGAUGGCACGCGUGAAAACUCCUCUUACAAGGCCUGCAUGUCCUCAAAUCAGUUGGCUGCUCUGGUGUCUCAGGCUCUUAGUUUGUCGGAAAAUGAAACAGUAACCAAGCAGAUGAUUUCUGUGCUGCUUACAAAGCAAUUUCCUUCGAUUGUUUUUCAAGAUAUGGAAAAUGACUCUCUUGAGAAUCUACUGGGUAUUGUUCAGGAGCUUAAAUCUAGCGUGACUUCAAAAUGUGUUUUAUUUUCUGCAACCAUGAUAGAAAAUAAUUAUCAUGUCGACUCUUUAAGUGAUGGAGAUAACAAUAGGUCUGAAAUCACCCCUGCUAUGAGUCAGAAAACAAGAAGCUGUGAAACUGUUACAGCGAAAAAUGCAAUAGAGAUCUUACUUAAGUCACCUAUGUUGUCCGACUUGAGCAAGUGGUCUCAUUGGGAUCUAAUGUUUGCACCCUCCCUAGGCUCACUGAUAUCAUGGUUGUUGAAUGAUGUAAAUACCAAGGAAUUGUUGUGUUUGGUUACCAGAGAUGGAAAGGUGAUACGGAUAGAUCACUCUGCUACCUUGGACUCUUUCCUAGAGGCAGCUGUUCGAGGAUCCUCUUUCCAAACUGCGGUGAACUUGGUAUCUAUCACUUCACUAUUUGGGGGAGUAAAAUCUGUUCCAUUGUCACUUCUAAAAUGCCAUGCCCGUCAUGCAUUUGGAGUCAUGUUCAGAAACUAUCAAGAAGAUGUUGAAGUUCAUGAUGAUGGAAAAACUCUCCUGUCGAGGUUUGUCCUUGAUUGUCUUGAUCAUCUACCUGCUGAAUUUCAAAGUUUUGCUUCUGAUGUGUUGCGUUUUGGGAUGCAAUCUGUUUUCAAGGAUGCUGCUUCAGCUAUUUUAAAUGAAUGCAGCAACAUGGAGCAACGUCUCAUGCUUCAUGAAGCAGGAUUAUCUCUGGGUAUUUUGGAGUGGACUACUGAUUACAACACAUUUCUUUCAAAAGGAUUUUCUGAUGAUUUCUGGUCUCGUACUUCUUGCUUAAAAGAUACCGUUACUGAAGUGAACACAGGUUUGGAGCAUGACAAAGAUAACCUGGAUAAGUCUUCUAUGCCAGAAGCAAAUAUGGUGACAGCACUAGGGACAUGUGAGCCCAAUGAAAGGUGUACUGAAAUCAAUCAGACUAUUGAUAGAGAAAAAUCUAGUGAUGAAUCUAUCAUUGACUGCCCGGAAGAUUCAUUUCAACAUGGUGAAGAUAUGGAGGCUAGUUUGGUCAUUGAAUCUAUCAGGCGAGAUGAAUUUGGCCUAGAUCCUAGUCUCUCUGAUAUUGAGAGUUGCAUGUUGAAGAAGCAACAUGCUCGGUUAGGGAGAGCACUGCAUUGCCUUUCACAAGAGCUAUAUUCUCAAGAUUCUCAUUUUAUUCUUGAAUUGGUUCAAAAUGCAGAUGACAAUAAUUAUCCAGAGAAUGUGGAGCCGACUCUUGCAUUUAUUCUUCAAGAUUCCCAUAUUGCUGUAUUCAAUAAUGAGCGAGGUUUCUCUGCUCAAAAUAUGAGAGCCCUUUGUGAUGUUGGAAAUUCAACAAAGGAAGGAUCUAAUGCUGGAUACAUUGGGAAGAAAGGGAUUGGCUUCAAGUCUGUGUUCCGAGUCACAGAUGCUCCCGAGAUUCAUUCUAAUGGUUUUCAUGUUAAAUUUGAUAUUAGUGAGGGCCAGAUUGGUUUUGUUUUGCCCACAUCAGUACCUCCUUGUGAUAUUGGGCUGCUCAGUAAAUUGGCUUUUACCGGUACUGAUUCAUAUGAUGAUAAUCCCUGGAACACGUGCAUUCUCCUUCCAUUCAGAUCUUCUCCAUCAAAAGAAACUAUCAGGAAUAGUAUAAUGAAUAUGUUUUCAGAUAUUCACCCUUCAUUGUUACUAUUCCUUCACCGCCUUAAGUGUAUCAAGUUGAGAAACAGGCUUAAUGAUACACUUAUUGUGAUGAAAAAAGAAAUUUCAGGAGAUGGUAUCGUCAAGGUUUCUCAUGGGAAAGAGAAAAUGGCAUGGUUUGUAGUAUCUCAGAAGUUGCAGACUAAUUCCAUUCGCUUUGAUGUGCAAACAACGGAAAUCUCCAUGGCGUUUACUCUGCAAGAAUCAGAUAAUGGUUACAGUCCAUGUUUAGAUCAACAGCCAGUUUUUGCAUUUCUUCCUUUAAGAACGUAUGGCCUAAAAUUUAUUCUUCAAGGUGAUUUUGUUCUUCCCUCAUCUAGAGAGGAAGUUGAUGGAGAUAGUGAAUGGAACCAAUGGUUAUUGUCAGAGUAUCCUAAUUUGUUUGUCAGAGCAGUGAGAGAGUUUUGUGAGCUUCCCUGUUUUAGGAGUGAGCCUGGAAAGGGAUUGUCUGCUUUCAUGAGCUUUGUUCCUUUAGUUGGGGAAGUGCAUGGUUUUUUCUCUAGUCUCCCUCGUUUGAUUGUUUCUAAACUACGUAUGAUGAACUGCUUACUUGUGGAGGGCGACAACAAUGGAUGGGCCCCUCCAUGCAAGUUAUUGAGAGGUUGGAAUGAGCAGGUGCGCAGUAUUCUUCCUGGUGACAUACUUUUUGAUCACCUUGGGCUCAGAUACUUGGAUAAAAAUGUAGUAUUGUCUGAUACACUAGCAAGGGCACUUGGCAUUGAGGAGUUUGGGCCUCACAUUCUUGUGCGUGUCCUGUCAUAUUUAUGUCGCUCAAAGAAUGGUCUGAUAUCAAUGGAUAUGAGUUGGUUAGCUUCUUUUCUUAAUACACUCUAUGGAAUGAUGUUCAAUUCAUCAGGCACAAUGUCGAUCAAUUUUGAAAUAAGAGAAGAUAAUCUAAAAAGUCUUAAGAAAAUGCCAUUUAUUCCACUUUCAGAUGGUACAUAUAGUUCUUUGGAUGAAGGAACUAUAUGGUUGCAUUCCAAUACUUUGAACACAGGGUUUGAGGGUGAGCUUAAAAUUGAAGCUUUCCCUAAUAUAUGUGCUAAACUACGGACUGUAAAUCCUUCCCUUCUUUCUGCAUCUACUGCUACUACAAGCUUGAAUGUGACUCUUUUGGACAAUGUUACCCGGUUACUUCAGAUUAUUGGUGUUCAACAAUUGUCUGUACAUGAUGUUGUGAAAUUGCACAUUUUACCUGUGUUGUCUGAUGAAACUGUGGCAAACCAGAACGGAAUGUUGAUGAUAGAAUAUAUAUAUUUCGUAAUGUUGCACCUUAAGUCUACCUGUUCUGAUUGUUUCAUUGAAAGGGAGCAUAUAAUCUCAGAGUUACGAUGUAAAUCUUUGUUAUUGACAGAUUUUGGUUUUAAAUGUCCUGCCGAAGUACCAAUCCAUUUUUGUACAGGAUUUGGGAAUCCUGUCAAUCCAAAAAGGUUGACUGAUGUUGUGAAUAUGAAGUGGCACGAGGUUGACAUAAGCUAUCUGAAGCACCCAGUAAAUCAGUUGGUUUCAUCUCCAUUGAUGAAGUGGAGGGAAUUUUUCAGGGAAAUUGGCAUCACGGACUUCGCUCAAAUAGUUCAGGUGGAUAAGAGUGUUGUUGAUAUAUGUGAUGCCACUUUUAAGCAGCUGAUGUGGGAUAAGGGUCUAAUAUCUGCUGAAUCAAUUGUCAAAGAUUGGGAAUCCCAAGAAAUAAUGCAAUUAGUAUCUUUAUUGUCUAAAAAUGGUAAUCAAGAGAAUUGUAAAUAUCUCUUGGAGGUUCUUGAUACAUUAUGGGAUGCUUGUUAUAGUGAUAAAACUACAGGUUACUUCCACUCUAAAUCUAGUGGAGAUGCCCAUCCCUUUAAGUCUACUUUUAUAUGUAGAUUGUGUGAUUCCCGAUGGGUGGUGUCAGCCAUGGAUGGUGAGUUACACUAUCCUAAAGAUUUAUUUUUUGAUUGUGAAGCUGUCCGGAUGAUCCUAGGAGCUUUUGCUCCAUAUGCUGUUCCAAAGGUGAAAAGUGAAAGAUUGGUAAACGAUCUUGGGUUUAAAACUAGAGUUACUCUUGGUGACAUUUUGGAUAUUCUUAAAGCCUGGAGAAAAUCAUCAAAGACUUCAUUCAAGGCCAGCAUAAGACAAAUGUCCAAACUAUAUGCAUUCAUUUGGAAUGAAAUGGCAGCUUCAAAGGAGAAAAUCAUGGAAGAAUUUAUGUCUGGACCUUCAGUGUUUAUCCCACAUUCAUCUGUCUAUAGUCAUGAUGAUGGUGAUGUCUGUGGGAUUUUUGUGUAUCCUAAUGAAGUCUAUUGGCAUGAUUCAACUGGCUCUGUUCAGAAAAUGGCAGAGUUUGAUCCUCAAUGCAGCACAUUUGAUUCCCCUAUGAACAAGUCAUUGAGCAAUAUAUAUCCUGGCCUUCGAGGUUUCUUUGUUGAUGAGUGUGGAGUACAAGAGGCACCUCCUCUGCACAGCUAUAUUCAAAUUUUGCUGCAGUUGUCAACUGUUACUUUGCCUUCACAAGCUGCAGAUAAAAUUCUCCAAGUUUUCCUCAAGUGGGCAGAUGGACUAAAAUCCGGUCUAUUGAGUGUUGAGGAUGUCAAAUAUCUGAAAGAAUGUCUUUCAAAAGUAGAAUUUCCUGUGCUUCCCACUGUGCAAGAUAAGUGGGUUUCUUUGCAUCCUUCGUUUGGUCUUGUCUGCUGGUGUGAUGAUGAGAAGUUGAAAAAAGAAUUCAAGCAUUCAGAUAACCUUGAUUUUCUAUAUUUCGGUGAACUAACUGAAGUUGAUAACGAAACGGUGCAAGAAAAUUUUUCCUUCCUCAUGAAAAGUUUAGGUAUUCCUGCUAUCUCAGAGGUUGUAACUCGUGAAGCUAUAUAUUAUGGUCUUGCUGAUUCUAGCUUGAAAGUGUCCAUGGUAAACUGGACUCUUCCAUAUGCUCAGCGCUACAUUCAUAAACUUCAUAGUGAUAAAUAUGGUCAACUCAAGCAGUCUGGUUUCGACUUUUUGAAUCAUUUUAAAGUCAUUGUUGUUGAGAAGCUGUUCUACAGGAAUGUUAUAAAACGCUGUGACAGUGCAUCAAAAAAACGAGUUGAAUGUAGUUGUCUUUUGCAGGGAAACAUUUUGUAUGCCAUGCAAGAAUCAGAUUAUCAUUCCUUGUUUAUGGAGCUUUCUGGUUUGUUAGUUGAUGGGACUUCUGAAUUACACUUGGCAAAUUUCCUUCACAUGAUUACAACAAUGGCAGAAUCAGGUUCCUCUGAGGAACAAAUAGAAUUUUUUGUAUCAAACAGCCAAAAGCUGCCAAAACUUACAGAUGAAGAACCUGUUUGGGAACUAUCUUCACCAGUAGAGACUGUAAAGUCACACCCUUCAGAUGAUGUUCCAUCAACGAAUGAACUGAUAUUUCCAAGAAGGAAGACUGGAGUAUGCUCAAACUGGCCACCUGCUGAUUGGAAAACUGCACCAGAUUUCAAUUAUGCCCGUACCCAUGGCUUCAAGACCAAAUGUGCCCAGAUUAGCAGCACUUCUGAAAUGAUAGAGGGUGUUAAUUCUGAGGGCUUCAUUGCUCCAACAGUUAGUGGUGAACCAGGGUCAGUUGCUGUUGACUGGACUGUUAGAGAUGAUCGACCUGCAAGUUCAAUGGCAUUGGUGAUGCAUGAAAAUAUAAACUUGGAAGAUCAAUCCUACCAUGGUUUCGAUCCUGCUUUUGGUAUUCAUAAUAUUGAAUCUGAUCCUGUUAGUUUAGGUGAAGCUAUGGAUGACUGUGUGGAUGAAGCUCACUUGACUUCACCAUCUUUUAUCAAGAGAGAUCGACUUCAAACCGGUACAUUUGAUGCAGCACAGGCCAUGGUAACUGGUAGAUUAGGCGAAUUUCUCGCAUGCAAGUACUUUGUUGGUAAAGCUGGCAAGACUGCUGUUAGGUGGGUUAAUGAAGUUAAUGAAACUGGACUUCCAUAUGAUAUAGUCAUUGAGGAGCAGGGCAAGAAAGAGUUCAUAGAAGUUAAAGCAACCAGGUCUCCAAGAAAAGACUGGUUCAACAUAACAAUGAGAGAGUGGCAGUUUGCUAUUGAGAAAGGUGAAUCUUUUAGCGUUGCAUUUAUCAGAAUAAUGGCAAAUAAUGUCGCGAGCAUCACCGUAUUUAAAGAUCCAGUGAAGUUAUGCCAGCUAGGUGAGCUGCAAUUGGCUGUUAUGAUGCCAAGGCAACAGAAGCAGCAAGUAUCUGUUAUCUCCUAGCUUCCUCUGAACUUGUAUAUAAACUAUCAUAGCUUAAAAUUUGAAUGAAUAUUUUAUUGCUUUUAAAUUGUGAUCACUUGGUGUCAGAUGAUAAUGAAUUCGACGAUUGAUGUCA
Molecule: messenger RNA, 8243 nt
Organism: Lotus japonicus
Lineage: Eukaryota; Viridiplantae; Streptophyta; Magnoliopsida; Fabales; Fabaceae
Product: protein NO VEIN
Exons: 13
Coding region: 83-8128 (2681 amino acids)
Biological process (GO): leaf vascular tissue pattern formation; embryo development ending in seed dormancy; root development
Cellular component (GO): nucleus
Source: RefSeq, a predicted model, not a curated record